AUGUCGUUCAAACAACCUCCGCCCCUUUCGCAUACGGCGCCAGGCAAGCGAUCUCAGUCUCAGGAGUCCUCGUCUGCUCCCUCUACAAGCAACCUCUCUCGCUUGCCGUUAUCUGCCAAAGCACUGCCAAAAGUCAAGGUGUACAUUGUCGAGGCGAAGAUCGACUCGCCCAGUCUAUCGGAAUUAGUCCGGGCAGCAGAGCAGAACGCGGAGAGCGUGUGUCGUGAUCCACAGGAGGCGGAUGUGAUCAUCACUGCCAUUGGCAUGCGGAGACGGUUGGAGAGACAUAUAUCUUGGGAAUUGGCGAAAACGAAAGCAAUCGUCACUCCCCAGUGGCUCCUAGAUUCUGUCAAGCAGGGCUCUCCGCUCCCGUGCGAAAACUAUGUGGCGAUCCAAGACCUGCACGACGAAACAGUGGCCCACUGCCCAGUGUGUAACGUCGAGCCAUGUGUCUGCUCUGAUUCGUCAGUCGAGUCCAUGCGCGAGACGCCAUCUCGUUCUGUACUGCGUUCUUCUUCGUCCCCCACGGAGGAGACCAAAUCGCCGCCUACCUCUCCUGCAAAGAAAAGGGCAAAGACCAAAGACGAGAUGAGCGGAAGUGAGGCAGAGAGUAGUGCAGCUCCGAAGAAAAGAGGACGGCCGAAGAAAGAGGAACUAGUCGCUGAAAGCCCGACAGAAUCAGCUGCCGCUGUUAGCAAGAGAGGGAAGAAAAAGAAGGAUGAAGAAUCUGCCGCUGGCACUGCUGGAACAAAGAGCCCCGAAGCUGAGCCAUCUUCAGCGCCUUUGAAGAAGGGGAGGAAGAAGAAGGAGGCUUCGUCCGAUAUCGAUGCCACGACCGCAGCUACAGGUGAACCCACCGCUGAACCUGCAACGAAAGGCAAGAAACGCAAAUCUUCCGCUGGCUCAAAGUCCGAUGCAGAAGGCAAGGGCAAGAAGCCCGCCCCUGUCGCGCCAGAAUGGCACCACGACGGCAAGAUAGAUGUGCAACUCCUGCCACCCGAUCCUCCGAUUCCGACGGAUCUGUCAAAGCUCGAUUACACGGCGCACUACGCGUGCCAGCGGGCGUCGCCGCUGAAAUGCCCGAAUCAGGCUUUAGUGGAGGAGCUCGAUAUCAUGCGCCGCGCGCGCCUGCUGGAAGGGGAGAUCAGGAGCGAGCUGAGUUAUCAGAAAGGGAUUUCGGCGCUCAAGGGUGCGUUGAGUGUCCCAUCUGUCUCGUACUUCUUAGGGUCAUCUGACACGGGAACGUCCUAUCCAAAAAAGAUAACGUCAUUGAAUCAAGUGAACGAACUUCCCUUUGUUGGGCCCAAGAUUGGUGCUAUGGUGGAAGAGUUUAUAGAAACAGGAAAGAUAGAAGAAGCACAGUCCCACUUCACCUCUGAGCGAUUUAAAGUGCUCACGCUAUUUUCCUCCAUCUACGGCAUAGGCCCGGUCCACGCGCGUGAGCUCUUCUCGCUCGGACUGCGCACUCUCCAGGAUCUCGAAACCUACUACGGCGUCAGGCGCCAGCCUGUCGGGUCGCGUGAGGGGCACAAGUUCGUCGAAGUCGAGGCAGCGAAGCCAAAGCGCCGGUCUGCAUAUCAAAGCGAGGGCUCGGAGGAGCUGGGAGACAACUGGACCAGGGUUGCCUUAGAGUUGCGAGAGGAUUUCAGUAUCAAGAUCCCGCGUGAUGAAGUGGAGGAGAUUGGUAGAGUACUAAUGACGGAGCUGGAAGAGCUCCAGUCUGGCUGCGUCAGCACCAUCGUUGGUGGAUACAGGAGAGGCAAGCUGGAGAGUGGUGAUGUCGACAUCGUCUUCACGCAUCGGGACCCCAAGGUCGUCAGGGGCCUUUGCAAGCGGUUUGUCACGCGGCUGCGCGAACGAGAAAUGGUCACACAUGUGAUGCAUUUAUCUAGUUUCCGCGAACAUGACCCUCUACGGACAACGCAUUGGGACUCCCUUGAGAAGGCUCUUACGGUGUUUAUCCUGCCCGAGUCUUCGCCAUUCUCCAAAGGUACUCGGAGGCGAUUGGACCUCAUAUUCGUGCCUCCAGAGCUUUACUGGACUGCCAUUAUUGGUUGGACAGGGUCUGUCAUGUUCCAGAGAGAUCUGCGACAGUGGGCAAAGGAUAAAGUUGCGAUGAAAUUCGACAGCUCCGGAAUCACAAGGAGAUCCGACUCAAAGCCCUUCUUCCCAAGAACGGAGAAGGAAGUGUUCGAUCUCUUCGGCCUCGAGUGGAUCGAUCCGACUUGGCGCAAUGCCGAUGCAUAAUUGCCAUGCAAUCGCCAUUGCUAUUUCAUCUCGCCGACGAAGGACAAACUUGUAAUCUUAUGCCGAGACUGCAUCAAUCGACAUCC
This is a messenger RNA of Laetiporus sulphureus 93-53, 2333 nucleotides long. RefSeq lists its product as uncharacterized. Bases 1 to 2247 code for a protein of 748 amino acids. The record is from RefSeq and is a predicted model, not a curated record. Gene Ontology annotation, cellular component: nucleus. Gene Ontology annotation, biological process: double-strand break repair via nonhomologous end joining. Lineage: Eukaryota; Fungi; Basidiomycota; Agaricomycetes; Polyporales; Laetiporaceae. Gene Ontology annotation, molecular function: DNA-directed DNA polymerase activity; DNA binding. The transcript is spliced from 11 exons.